CAAAACAAAAAAGAUAUAAAAACAAGAUAUAAAUAAAUAGUUUAAUAUUUAAUAAGACAGAUUUAAAAUGUUUCAGGAACAGUCAAAUUCAAAGGAGUUUUUAAUAGGAGUUGUAGAAGGAUUUUAUGGACGUCCUUGGACAACAGAGCAGCGAAAGAGAAUAUUCAUGCAGCUUCGAAAACAUGGAAUGAACACUUUCAUAUAUGGUCCUAAAGACGACUGCAAGCACAGAGCAUUUUGGCGUGAAUUAUACACUGUAGAAGAGACUGAACAUUUAAUUGGGUUAGUCACUGCAGCAAAGGAAAACAAUAUUGAUUUUUUUUAUAGUUUAUCUCCAGGACUGGAUAUUACAUACAGUUCUGAAAAGGACAUGUCCGCUCUGAAAAAAAAAUUAGAGCAAGUGACCCAAUUUGGUUGUUCAGCAAUUGCACUACUUUUUGAUGACAUUGAGCCAGAAAUGUCAAAAAAAGACAAAGAGGUGUUUCAAAGUUUUGCACAAGCUCAAGUAUCAGUUACAAAUGAAGUAUUUCAUCAUUUAAAAAUAAAAAAAUUUCUAUUUUGUCCAACUCAAUAUUGUUCAAGCCGAGCUAUUCCUGACGUAACAAAUUCUGAGUAUUUAAAUACCUUAGGGAAAAAAUUAGACGGUUCUAUCGGUAUUCUUUGGACUGGAGAAAGGGUUAUAUCUAAAGAAUUGUCAAUUGAAAGUAUUCAAAAAAUUUCAGCUGUUUUAAAACGAAAACCAAUUAUAUGGGAUAACAUAUUUGCAAAUGAUUACGAUCAAAAAAGAAUAUUUCUUGGACCUUAUAGCGGACGUUCACCUGAAAUAAUGUCGUUACUUGGAGGAAUUUUGGCCAACCCAAAUUGUGAGUUUACCGCUAAUUUUACAGGAAUUGCUACUCUAGCUUACUGGACCCAAUGUAGCACCGAUACGAAUAUAAAAAACACCAUAUCUGAUGUCAAACUCGAGACUGAAAUUGAAGAUGGGCUUUAUUCACAAGACGUUCCGAGGUUUUUGUCUUCCCACAAUAGUACACAAAAAAUCUAUCAUCCCCGUUUUGCCUUGAUCAAUGCAAUAAAUGAAAGUUGGCUGCCAGAGUUUCAUACACCUCGUAUACAUGUCGGGUCACUUCUUAAGCCUCAUCCUCCAAUUACAAGUUGUUUUACAUUAAUUUCAAAAUUUUAAAAUGUUCAUAUUAACAUGACUUUGACCUCUGCCAAAACUACAAGCACUAUAGCUAAAUCGACGCCAGUAGUAAAUUCAACACAAUUGCAUGCAUUUGCAGAAGUGUGUAGUUCAGUUUCGGAGACCAUUUCUACUCAUAACCAAAUCGUAAUGAACUCUUUAGUUUCUCCUACUAAAGUUAUAACAACAGAAGCAUCUAUCAAACACAUACAAACAUUAGAGCCAAAUCAUCUAAAUGAUAUACCCUUUCUCAAUAAUGAAGCUGAUACAUUAGUUGGUUCAGCAGAUGUUGAAGAAACAGACCAAAACAAAAUAAACUAUGAAGCUAUGGAUGAGGAACAAUUUAGUUCUGUGAAUAAUGAGAAACAAACACAAAUAAAUGAAGAUAUUCAAAUGUAUGAAUCAUCAAAAGUAACUUCAUCUGAUAUUUUGUUAUUAUGUGAUCUCUUUUACUUGCCGUUUGAACAUGGAGAGAAAGCACUUCAUUUGUUAAAUGAAUUUCAGUGGAUAAAGUCGAACGCCCAAGUACUGAUAAGCAAAGAGGAGUCUGGCCCAGAUGCAGUUUUUGAAUGGAAGAGAAGAUCAAAUGCAUUUCAGGUUCUUUGUCAAAAAAUUGUUGAACUAACUAAAAAGAUAGCUUUUUGUGAAAAUAGAGAAAUUUGUUACGAAUUGUAUUCAUAUGUUUGGGAGGUAUCUUCAAUCACAUCAAUAUUAUAUGCUUAUGUACUUUGGCUAGGAUUAGGAAAAUUUCCACCAAAUAUUCAAUCUUUUAUACAAGGAAACUGUACGUAUUUCAGUAAGGGAUGGGAUGAAGCAUUCACAAGUGGAAAUAACGAGCCAUGGGUUUUUCGUGGAGGUUUGAUCUCAGAUUUACAAAGAUUAAUACCAAUAACGACAAAUGAUUUGUUCAACUAUAUUCAACCAGAAAAGCCUAUAACAAACUUUUAUAACAUACGAUUAUAUAAAAACAACGAUGAAAAAGAUGUUUACUCUGUUUGUCAUAGUUGUUGUUUGGACGGAUCAGAUUGUUCAGAGUUAUUUCCUUCAGGAUUAACUGAAAACAUUCCAUCAGAUCGAUUAGUGGGACCGUUUUUAACAUUGACUCCAGAAUAUUCAAUUGUGAUUGAGUGUGAAAACACAAAAAAAAUAAUUGGCUACGGUUGUGCUGGAUUGGACGCUAAGAACUUCUAUAGGAUGCAAGAAAAUAUAUGGAUCCCAGAAAUGUGUUCAAAAUAUCCAAUGAGUAUUUUAAAUAAUGAAAGUUUGAGUAAUGCAGCAAGAGAUACGAUUAACCACUUUCAUAAUUUUAAAAUUGAUUUUCCUCAAAAAGUUUUAGAUUCCCAUCCUUCUAUUAUAACUUGCUGUAUUUUAAAGGAUCAUCUUUUAAAAGAUCUGAAUUUGAGCAAGAGAUUAAUUACAGUUUUGCUAGCUGUCUUACGAUCAAGUGGAAGUUUCGGCGUGUUUUGUUGUAUUAAUACAUUUGAUAUUUUCCUAUACGAUUUUUAUACAAACCUUGGUUUCAUUGAAUUAUUAAGAGAAGAUUCAAAGAUAUAUUUAGGUCGAAAUUUCUAAUUCAAUUGUGUUCAGAUUAAAUGAAAAAAAAACAAAAUAAAACAUAUAUAUAUAUAUAAAUAUAUAGGUAUAUUUAUUUAAUACUUUUUAAAGUGUGAGAGGGACUUGGCUAUCAAAAAUAUAAUUUUUUUUCAUCAAAUGGUAAAAUUGUGUUCUCUGAUUUUCUGUGAAAAAAAAGUAAAUUUAAUGCACUUAUUUUCAGUAUGCAAUAAAUAGAAAUCUGCAUAAGCAUGCGUACCUUGUAAUCCACAAUCUACAAUCCUUACAAAAAUCCACAUAUAAAGAUUUCAUGAACAACUUCUCUCAAUAAAUAUUGACGAUGUCAUACCAAUGUGUCGUCUUUUAACAUAACAGAUGAAUUAUGAUGUAGGUUAAAUAAUUCGAGAUCCCUGAUCCAAAUGAGGCAAUGCAGUAUAUUUUUUCCUUCGUAAAUUAUUAAGUUUAUCAAUAUAUUUUUCAAAUCCUUUAGAAUUAUUCUUAUAAAUUACUUUUUGGUAUUACUUAGUUUUAACUUUUACUUUUU
Culicoides brevitarsis is the source of this 3278-nucleotide messenger RNA. It is a transcript of the gene Oga, whose product is annotated as protein O-GlcNAcase. The record is from RefSeq and is a predicted model, not a curated record. The transcript has 11 exons. Gene Ontology annotation, molecular function: beta-N-acetylglucosaminidase activity. Gene Ontology annotation, biological process: glycoprotein metabolic process. NCBI's taxonomy places the organism in Eukaryota, Metazoa, Arthropoda, Insecta, Diptera, Ceratopogonidae.